Molecule: messenger RNA, 495 nt
Organism: Schistocerca americana (American grasshopper)
Lineage: Eukaryota; Metazoa; Arthropoda; Insecta; Orthoptera; Acrididae
Product: metabotropic glutamate receptor 2-like
Exons: 2
Coding region: 1-495 (164 amino acids)
Biological process (GO): G protein-coupled receptor signaling pathway
Cellular component (GO): membrane
Molecular function (GO): adenylate cyclase inhibiting G protein-coupled glutamate receptor activity
Source: RefSeq, a predicted model, not a curated record
AUGUGCCAGACGCAGCGGGAGCGAUGGCCGUGGCGGCAGUGCUGCGGCCUCCCGCCGGUGUCCCUGGUGCUGGCCGCCGCUGCCGCCGCCUGGCUGCAGCAGCGCUACCUGCAGGAGGCGGACGGAGCCAAGGCGCACCUCAGCGCCUGGAAGGCCGCCUGGCCCGUGAAGCGCGAGGCGGUGGUCGAGGGCGAGCUGGUGCUGGGCGGGCUCAUGAUGGUGCACGAGCGCUCCGACACGGUGACGUGCGGGCCCGUGAUGCCGCAGGGCGGCGUGCAGGCGCUCGAGACCAUGCUCUACACGCUGGACAGGAUCAACGCGCCGCCCUCGCUGCUGCCCAACGUCACCAUCGGCGCGCACAUACUCGACGACUGCGAUAUGGACACUUACGGUCUGGAGAUGGCGGUCGACUUCAUCAAAGGUACAGGAAAUGUAAAUUACUUCCUUUAUCUAAGAAUACAGACAACUGUGGAUGUACUGUCUGUACAGAUGUAA